AUGGCUAGAACUAAACAAACAGCAAGAAAAUCCACUGGUGGUAAAGCCCCAAGAAAGCAAUUGGCUUCCAAGGCUGCCAGAAAAUCCGCUCCAUCUGCUGCUGGAGGUGUCAAGAAGCCCCACAGAUAUAAGCCAGGUACCGUUGCUCUGAGAGAAAUCAGAAGAUUCCAAAAGUCUACUGAGUUGCUUAUCAGAAAGCUGCCUUUCCAAAGAUUGGUCAGAGAAAUUGCUCAGGACUUCAAGACUGACCUGAGAUUCCAAUCUUCUGCCAUCGGUGCUUUGCAAGAAUCCGUCGAAGCUUACUUGGUUUCCUUGUUCGAAGAUACUAACUUGUGUGCUAUUCACGCUAAGAGAGUUACUAUCCAAAAGAAGGAUAUCCUGUUAGCUAGAAGACUGAGAGGUGAAAGAUCCUAA
Messenger RNA from Komagataella phaffii GS115, 414 nucleotides. Its product is annotated as One of two identical histone H3 proteins (see also HHT2). Gene Ontology annotation, biological process: rRNA transcription. Gene Ontology annotation, molecular function: protein heterodimerization activity; DNA binding; structural constituent of chromatin. The transcript has a single exon. Gene Ontology annotation, cellular component: nucleosome. The record is from RefSeq and is a predicted model, not a curated record. The coding region runs from base 1 to 414 and encodes 137 amino acids. Lineage: Eukaryota; Fungi; Ascomycota; Pichiomycetes; Pichiales; Pichiaceae.